AUGCACGCAACAGCAGCAGCUCGCCUCAGCGCUGUUCGCAGCCUGCGGCCCUUGGCUUGCCGCUUCCAGCCGAGCUCCCUACCGCAAGUUGCUGUUCGAAGAUUCUCAGCAUCAGCCGGCCGUAGCUACGAGUAUAUCGAAGUAUCAGAACCUCGGCCGGGUGUUGGUCAGGUAACCCUCAACCGGCCGAAGACGCUCAACGCGCUCUGCUCGCCGCUCAUCGCCGAGCUCAACACGGCGCUGCGCGCGUUCCAGUCUUCGCCUACGGUCGCCGCCGUCGUCCUCACGGGCUCCGAAAGGGCUUUUGCCGCCGGGGCCGACAUCAAGGAGAUGGCGCCGCUGACCUUCAGCGAGGCCUACAGCACGGCAUUCAUCGAGAGCUGGUCGGACCUGACGACGGCGCUCAAGAAGCCGCUCAUUGCCGCCGUGUCGGGCCACGCGCUCGGCGGCGGGUGCGAGCUCGCGCUCAUGGCCGACAUCAUCUACUGCACCACCAGCGCCAACUUUGGGCAGCCCGAGAUCAAGCUGGGCACGAUCCCCGGCGCCGGCGGCAGCCAGCGUCUGACACGGGCGGUAGGUAAGAGCAAGGCGAUGGAGCUGAUCCUGACAGGCCGGACCUUUAGCGGUGAGGAGGCGGAGCGGUGGGGGGUCGCGGCGCGCGUGUUCCCGAGUCACGAGGCGCUGAUGGAGGGCGCGCUCAAGACGGCCGAGACCAUCGCCGGCUACUCCAAGAUCGCUGUGCAGGCCGCCAAGGAAGUGGUUAACAAGAGCCAAGAUUUGGCGUUGCGGGACGGCGUCGAGUACGAGCGCCGCGUGUUCCACAGCCUGUUCGGCAGCCAGGACCAAAAAAUCGGCAUGAAGGCAUUCGCAGAGAGAAAAAAGCCCGAGUGGAGCCAUCAGUGA
Molecule: messenger RNA, 903 nt
Organism: Canariomyces notabilis
Lineage: Eukaryota; Fungi; Ascomycota; Sordariomycetes; Sordariales; Chaetomiaceae
Product: ClpP/crotonase
Exons: 2
Coding region: 1-903 (300 amino acids)
Biological process (GO): fatty acid beta-oxidation
Cellular component (GO): mitochondrion
Molecular function (GO): enoyl-CoA hydratase activity
Source: RefSeq, a predicted model, not a curated record